Helicoverpa armigera (cotton bollworm) is the source of this 723-nucleotide messenger RNA. It is a transcript of the gene Cib2, whose product is annotated as calcium and integrin-binding family member 3. Gene Ontology annotation, molecular function: calcium ion binding; magnesium ion binding. The transcript is spliced from 5 exons. Gene Ontology annotation, biological process: calcium ion homeostasis. The record is from RefSeq and is a predicted model, not a curated record. Bases 129 to 698 code for a protein of 189 amino acids. NCBI's taxonomy places the organism in Eukaryota, Metazoa, Arthropoda, Insecta, Lepidoptera, Noctuidae.
GUCACACCCUAAUCCCAAUCGUGGCUUACAGCCAGUGUUUUGUCGCUGUCGCGGCAACAGGCAGCUUUUACCGGCCUUUUACCGGAUUUUUACCGAUAUUUUUUACCGCGAGUGGAAUAUUUUCCGAAAUGGGGAACAAAGUUGUGACGUUCACGGAACAACAGCUAGAGGAUUACCAGGACUGUACAUUUUUUACAAGGAAAGAAAUACUUAGAGUAUUCAAGCGCUUCAGAGAAGUGAACCCUACCUUAGUGCCUAAACGAAUGACGGAGAAUCAGCCUCACACUGUCGUUGUUCCUGUGGAAGAGAUAGAAAAAUUACCUGAAUUAAAAGAGAAUCCGUUCAAGCGUCGAAUAUGUCAGGUGUUCUCUCACGACGGCUCCGGGAACCUGACGUUUGAAGACUUCCUCGACAUGAUGUCUGUCUUCAGCGAGGCCGCGCCCAGAGAUAUCAAGGCUUGGUACGCGUUCCGCAUCUACGAUUUAGAUGACGACAUGUACAUUGGUCGAGACGAUCUCCUCGAGGCCACUCGUCUCCUCACGAAGGGCGAGCUGCACCCUCAGGAGCGCGAGGAGAUAGUGGCCAGCGUGCUGGACGAGGCCGACGUGGACGGCGACGGGAGACUCUCCUUCAUGGACUUCGAGCACGUCGUGGUGCGGGCGCCGGACUUUCUGUCCACCUUCCAUAUCAGAGUGUGAUGAGAAUAAAGCUUUUGAGUUCUUU